AUGCUAACUAGUGAAAUGGGUGCUUUUUAUGUACUUUUUAUACUACUAAUCUUCUGCAAUUCUGGGUUUCUUUGUAUUGCUGGUGGUUUAUUGAAUUUCACAAGUUCUGGUUCUUCAUCUCAUAAAAAUGUAUCUGGAAGUAGAAACACAGAGUUGGAAGACAAGAGAGGUGUGCCAUCAGGAGCUAAUCCUCUGCAUAAUCGGUAG
This is a messenger RNA of Lathyrus sativus (Indian pea), 207 nucleotides long. Lineage: Eukaryota; Viridiplantae; Streptophyta; Magnoliopsida; Fabales; Fabaceae. The record is from the annotation of a GenBank genome assembly.